UUAGUUAUAUUCUGGACGCUUGGAUCGCCAAACUAGGCGCUCGUUCAACAUGUUGUGGGAAUGCUUAGCCCUAUUUGCGAUCGCUGCCGCCUUGUUCUACCUCUGGGCGUCCGCCAACAAUGAUUUCUUCAAGAAUCGGGGCAUCGCCUAUGAAAAGCCAGUGCUCUACUUUGGCAACAUGGCCGGCAUGUUCCUGCGGAAGAGAGCCAUGUUUGACAUAGUCUGUGAUCUUUACACCAAAGGCGGAAGUAACAAAUUUUUUGGUAUCUUCGAGCAGCGACAACCACUUUUUAUGGUGCGCGACCCGGAUCUUAUCAAGCAGAUAACAAUAAAGGACUUCGAUCACUUUAUCAAUCAUCGCAAUGUGUUUGCCACCAGCAGCGAUGAUGAUCCACAUGACAUGAGUAACCUUUUCGGCAGCUCGCUGUUCUCCAUGCGAGAUGCUCGUUGGAAGGAUAUGCGAAGCACUCUGAGUCCGGCGUUUACAGGCAGCAAAAUGCGUCAGAUGUUCCAGCUGAUGAACCAGGUGGCCAAGGAGGCCGUGGACUGUCUUAAGCAGGAAGGUUCAAAGGUUCAGGAGAAUGAAAUGGACAUGAAGGACUACUGCACACGAUUCACCAAUGAUGUGAUCGCAUCGACAGCCUUUGGACUGCAAGUGAACUCGUUCAAGGAUCGCGAAAAUACCUUCUAUCAGAUGGGCAAAAAGCUGACCACAUUUUCAUUCCUGCAGAACAUUAAGUUCAUGUUGUUCUUCGCAUUGAAGAGUCUUAAUAAGAUACUUAAGGUCGAGCUUUUCGAUAAGAAAAGCACUCAGUAUUUCGUGCGCCUGGUGCUCGAUGCCAUGAAGUACCGACAGGAACACAAUAUUGUACGUCCCGACAUGAUAAACAUGCUGAUGGAGGCUCGUGGUAUCAUCCAAACGGAGAAGACCAAGGCAUCAGCCGUUCGCGAGUGGAGCGAUCGCGACAUUGUCGCCCAGUGUUUCGUCUUCUUCUUUGCUGGCUUCGAGACUUCAGCGGUGCUGAUGUGCUUCACCGCUCACGAGCUAAUGGAGAACCAGGAUGUGCAGCAGAAGCUAUACGAGGAGGUACAGCAAGUGGACCAAGACCUGGAGGGCAAAGAACUGACCUAUGAGGCCAUCAUGGGCAUGAAGUAUAUGGAUCAGGUCGUUAACGAAGUUCUGCGAAAGUGGCCGGCUGCAAUUGCCGUCGAUCGGGAAUGCAACAAGGACAUCACCUUCGAUGUGGAUGGCCAGAAAGUCGAGGUCAAGAAGGGCGAUGUCAUCUGGCUGCCCACAUGCGGCUUCCAUCGUGAUCCCAAGUACUUUGAGAACCCCAAAAAGUUCGAUCCGGAACGAUUUAGCGAUGAGAACAAGGAGUCUAUUCAGCCAUUCACAUACUUCCCCUUUGGCCUGGGUCAACGCAACUGCAUUGGUUCCCGAUUCGCUCUACUCGAGGCAAAGGCUGUUAUCUACUAUCUUUUGAAGGACUACCGCUUUGCUCCUGCCAAGAAAUCCUGCGUUCCACUAGAGCUCAGUAGUUCAGGUUUUCAGUUGUCACCCAAAGGCGGCUUUUGGAUAAAACUUGUUCAACGGAACUAGUCUUAUAAACGAUCAAAAUAUAAUAAUCUGUUUUGUUGAA
This is a messenger RNA of Drosophila mauritiana, 1640 nucleotides long. RefSeq names its product probable cytochrome P450 9f2. The transcript has 4 exons. The record is from RefSeq and is a predicted model, not a curated record. Lineage: Eukaryota; Metazoa; Arthropoda; Insecta; Diptera; Drosophilidae. Gene Ontology annotation, molecular function: heme binding; oxidoreductase activity, acting on paired donors, with incorporation or reduction of molecular oxygen; iron ion binding. The coding region runs from base 50 to 1600 and encodes 516 amino acids.